Apaloderma vittatum (bar-tailed trogon) is the source of this 871-nucleotide messenger RNA. RefSeq names its product NF-kappa-B inhibitor epsilon-like. NCBI's taxonomy places the organism in Eukaryota, Metazoa, Chordata, Aves, Trogoniformes, Trogonidae. The record is from RefSeq and is a predicted model, not a curated record. The transcript is spliced from 5 exons. Gene Ontology annotation, molecular function: protein binding. The annotation marks the transcript as partial.
GUUGGUUCACCUAGCCAUUAUCCACUGUGUUCCAGCUGUGGCACUCUGCUGCAUCGCUCAGCUGCCCAGGGAGGUGCUGGAGAUCCAAAAUGAUCUUUUCCAGACCCCCCUCCACCUUGCCGUGUACCUGGAGCAGCCCAGUGUCAUCCAGGCGCUGAUCCACAAAGGAGUGAACCCUGGGCUGCAGGACCGCAACGGCAACACCCCACUGCACCUGGCCUGUGAGCAGCAGCGCCUGUGGUGUGCCCAGCAGCUGUUGCAGGGCACAGCCCUGCCAGAGGGCACGACCCAGCCCCAUGGGCACCACCAGGACCUGCAGCUCCAGAACUGGCAAGGCUUGGCUUGUCUGCACAUCAGCACCUUGAAGGGGAACAUCCCAAUGAUGUCUCUGCUGCUGGAGAGUGGCGCCAACAUUGAUGUUCGGGAGGGUACGAGUGGGAAGACCCCAUUGCACCUGGCCGUGGAGUGCCACAACCGCAAGGCCGUCCAGUUCCUGCUGCGCAACGGGGCGUAUGUGGAUGCCCAGAUGUACAAUGGGUGCACCCCGCUCCACCUGGCUGUGGGCCGCAAGGAUGCUGCCAUCGCCGCCAUUCUCUCACACUCCGGGGCAGACACCCUGCUGAGGAACAUGGAAAACGAGACAGCCCAGGACCUGGCUGAUGGCCAUGACGAUCUCCUCGCCUUGCUGCCCUUCGAUGACCUGAAGAUCUCGGGGAAGCCUGUUGUGUGCUCUGAGUGAGCGGCUGGACUCCUUUGGCCCUUCAGGCUGCCUCCUCACUCUGCAUCAUUGCCUGCUGGGACCUUGCCUGCCUGCAGUUCAGUGGGAGCAAGAGCUACUUUGGGAGAUUUAUUUCCCCCCUCUCCUCUUUGG